AUUGAAAGCGUCAAAUACUGUAAUUGUCCACUUAUCCUUACAUCCUUCUUUAAACAAUUGGUAUAAUCGUAACUGUUAGGUGUUGUCAAACAGAAACCACUAAUCAUAACCCAUCGUCCGCGUGCAUAAUUAAUCGUGACUUAGCGUAGAUAUUGUAGACCGAUUGUCAACAUAUCCACCCACUCUAUAAACAUAGGGCUUUCGGCAUGACAAUUUUGUAGAAUUAUACACCAAGAACAGGACACUGCGCCUCCCAUCUCCAAUACUUAACACAGGCUUGUCACCUUCAAAACGAGAAUACGUUCUAAUAGAGCCAUUUUAGGUGCAAGUCAGACAGUCAAUCAGUCAGUCCUUGAACCAGUGCCGCCACAGACCCUUAGGGAGCAGGUGUUGGAAAGCGCACGACGAUGGUAAACCUUUUCGCCCGGACGCCGGCCGACAACUUCCGCGUGAUGCCGUACAAUCUGCGCCUGUUCGCGAUGCUCGGCCUGUGGGGCGACCGGCGCAAGCUGUACCGGCUGUACGCGCUGCUGCUGCUUGCGUACGUGGCCAUCAUCUUCCCGAAGCCGGUGCGCAUCACCGACCGGCACCCGUUCGAGUCGAUUGUGCGAAGCGUGUCCGAGCUGAUCUUUGCCGCGCUCUGCUACCUGACAAUCAUCAUCCUGGCCAUCAAGUCGGAACCGUUCCGGGCGGUGAUUCGCAAGCUGGAGCAGGCACUGGAGCUGUUUCGCGACAAGCAGGACCAGUGCAGUCAGCUGAUCAUCGAGGUGAACGCUAACAUUCAUCGGUUUAGCCUCGGCUACGCCAAGCUGAACCUGCUGUACGUACUGCUGUUCAAUGUAAUUCCACCGAUCUACAACUAUCCGCGCUACUUCCUCCAGUGGCGCAUGCCGGAGGACAACCGGACGGUCGAGUUCAUGCUGCCCCUCAUGCAGGAUCUGUACGGGUUGGAUGUACAUCACAACAUCGUGCACUACACCAUCUCUUGGGUGGCCAUCACACCGUUCUGUGUGUUCUGUGCGCUUAUCCUCUGGUUCAAGGGUGCACUGUUUAUGCUGAUCCGCUACAACACACUGCUCUAUCAGCUCGUCAACCGGCUGUUGCAGCAGUACGAUCGUGAGUCGGCCGGGGGACUUUUGGCGCAGAAGCACAGACGGCUGCAGCAAAUUGUCCAGCUGCACUACCGUGCGAUCGAGUGUACCAAGCUGCUGGACAGCAUCCUGAGCCUGAUACUGCUGAUCCAGUGUAUCGGGUGUUUGCUGAUGCUCUGCCUGAUGCUGUUCUACAUCACGCGCAACCACAGCUUGAACGUGAUCAACAUUGCAGUGCUGCUGAUGUCCAUCUUCAUCGAGAUGUUGUGCUUCUCCUACCUGGGAAACCAGCUUACGGAAGAGAAUGCUAACAUCAGCCAUUCCGCCUUCAACUGCCGCUGGUACGACGAGCCGAUCGUGAUACGGAAGUACUUUCUGCGCAUCAUCCUGCAGGCCCACCGCAAGGCGACGAUAACGGCCGGCAAGUUUUACAACGUUAACAUUGUGACGUUCGCGCAACUUAUUAAAACCUCCUAUACCUACUACAUGAUCAUGAAGGAAAUGUUCUAAACCGCAACAUUGUCACGCAAGUGCGACAAGUGCGCGAUCCUCUUUCAGUCAACGCAGCCCUCACAUACGCAACAAAAUACGCUACAGAAUCGACGUGCGUACGUACGCGACAAAAACUGUCAUUAAAUUGUAAUCAAAAAUAAGGACCCGAUUGGCACUUGGGUAGUAAAAAAAAGGCAAUUGUAACUUCGCUGCUUUCUGCUUGUUCGAGAUCUUUUCAAUGUUGUGCGUAUCCAGCAAAGCUUAAACAUUCCGCUAGAUCAUAUAUACAUGAUAAAUGAUGAUAAAUCACUAAAAAAAACGUCUUGCUCACCACCCUUCC
Molecule: messenger RNA, 1923 nt
Organism: Anopheles gambiae (African malaria mosquito)
Lineage: Eukaryota; Metazoa; Arthropoda; Insecta; Diptera; Culicidae
Product: putative odorant receptor 92a
Exons: 4
Coding region: 408-1601 (397 amino acids)
Biological process (GO): detection of chemical stimulus involved in sensory perception of smell; sensory perception of smell
Cellular component (GO): plasma membrane
Molecular function (GO): odorant binding; olfactory receptor activity
Source: RefSeq, a predicted model, not a curated record